Staurois parvus is the source of this 972-nucleotide messenger RNA. Lineage: Eukaryota; Metazoa; Chordata; Amphibia; Anura; Ranidae. The record is from the annotation of a GenBank genome assembly.
AUGGGGAACACGGUAGCCCGGGAGGACUUCGAGUGGGUAUACACCGACCAGCCGCAUGCCGACCGCAGGAAGGAGAUUCUGGCAAAGUAUCCUGAAAUAAAGAGGCUCAUGAAACCAGAUUCCAACCUGAUAUGGAUUGUGUCACUGAUGGUGCUCACACAGUUUAUAGCUUUUUACCUGGUGAAGGACCUGGAAUGGAAGUGGCUUAUGUUCUGGACAUACGUGGUAGGAAGCUGCAUCAGCCACUCCAUGACCUUGGCCAUCCAUGAGAUUUCUCACAAUUGUGCCUUCGGAAACAGCAAAGCCAUGUGGAACCGGUGCUUCGGAAUGUUUGCUAAUUUGCCUCUUGGCCUCCCUUACUCUAUCUCCUUCAAGAGGUACCAUAUGGAUCAUCAUCGCUACCUGGGAGGGGAUGGCAUUGACGUUGACAUUCCCACUGACUUUGAAGGCUGGUUUUUCUGUACCUCUCUGCGAAAGCUUGUGUGGAUCAUCCUACAACCACUUUUCUAUACCAUUAGGCCCAUCUGUAUCAACCCCAAACCUGUCUCCCGCCUGGAAUUAAUCAACUUGGUGAUUCAGUUUUCUUUUGAUGCUAUAGUUUACUACUACUUUGGGAUUAAAUCAGUGGUGUACAUGCUGGUGGGCUCCAUACUUGGUCUUGGACUUCAUCCAAUUUCAGGACACUUUAUUGCCGAGCACUACAUGUUUCUGAAGGGACAUGAGACCUACUCCUACUAUGGACCUUUAAACUACCUAACUUUUAAUGUUGGCUACCACAAUGAGCACCAUGACUUUCCCAGUGUUCCCGGAAGGAACCUGCCACUAGUGCGGAAGAUAGCGUCAGAAUAUUACGACCCCCUCCCACAGUACACCUCCUGGGUAAAAGUUCUCUAUGACUUCAUAAUGGACGAUACACUCAGCCCAUACUCCCGUGUAAAGAGGGAAUUGAAGGGAGAGGUCAAGCAGGAUUAA